GGAGCUGUGGACGAACAUGACUCCUGUCGAUGUUGUUGCGGAUGUGAUCCUUCACAAAUUGAGCAACGCACCGGAAUCGCUCAUCCACACCAUUAACCAGGAAGUAUCCUUUGAUGGGUGGUACGAGGUCAUGAAGGCCGCCGGCUACUACUUGAAACCCGUCGACGCCGAGACCUGGAUGUCCAAGUUCGAAGACGACAUCGAGAAGCAAGGUCUCGGCCACCCUCUCUUUCCCCUCUUGGAGCGGAUCCGUGAUGGUGGACUUGCUCAAUUCGCACGUCGUGGAGCGAAGAGGGAGAGUUGGGAGGAGCUUGGGUAUGGUCCUGCGGAGAACACGAGGAAGAGUUUGAUGUAUUUGAUCAGUGUUGGGUUCUUGGGUAAGCCUGCUGGUGCGGGCAACCUUGAUUUGGGCAGGAUUGAUGUUUUGGGGACGAAGGGAUUUGGGAGGACGGGACGUGCUACGCAGGCGGCGUAAGUGUAGAAUUUUAUCUCGUUGUCUGGUUUUAGAUUCUGUGAAGUGUUUUCGUGUUGUCUGGUUAUCUGCUGUCCGCGAUGCUAUGGAAGUCUUUGGGGAUC
This is a messenger RNA of Saitoella complicata NRRL Y-17804, 576 nucleotides long. RefSeq lists its product as uncharacterized. The transcript has a single exon. The coding region runs from base 17 to 475 and encodes 152 amino acids. NCBI's taxonomy places the organism in Eukaryota, Fungi, Ascomycota, Saitoellomycetes, Saitoellales, Saitoellaceae. The record is from RefSeq and is a predicted model, not a curated record.